UUAAACAUGGAUGAAUCCAAUAUGACAAUUGCCGAAAUAAGGAGAGGUCAAAUUUAUACGAUCGAUUGCAAAUUUGACCUCCGUGAGCAAGAACUACCGAUCAUUUUGAUCAUUACACUUAUGGCAAAUAUAGUGUCAGUUCUAGGAUUAUUCAAUAUGCCUACUAAAGAGAGUACCAUAAACCAGAUGAUGGUGAAGAUUCUAGCUGUAAGCGAUCUGGUCACAACUGUAUUUAUACUUGCACAGUGGGUCGCCAAUGUCAGUAAUUGUAGGGUAUUUGGAGGUCAACUCGGAUGCACCAUUACUGGCUGGAUCACAAGCACACUGGUGAUAUGGUCAGCUGCAGUAGUGACAACUAUGAAUCUUUGUAGGUACAUGUCCGUGUCAAAACCAAUAUUUUACAGACACUCUGUCACGAAGAAGAAAAUUUUGAUAAGCCUCUGUGGAAGCUUUGUGUGGAUAUUAUUCGAAAUGUCCCUACCGUUAUAUGGAAUUGCAGGUCCAUUUCGGUUUUAUGCAGGAAAUAAGAUCUGUUCUUACGACUUCUCUGCGGGAAACUAUGGAAUGUUUCAUAGAGUUACGGUUGGAUUUCUAGGAGCAUAUGGCAUUGGAACUAUCAUUAUAGUCAUAUACUGCAAUAUCAGCAUAGUAUAUCAAGUCAACCAGCGUUCUCGAACAACUGCAGCAGUAGCAGGAGCUUACACAAUAUGAUUGAUUCGAUAAUAAAUGAGAAAACCGUCUCCGGGAUUGAAGACACGAUCUCAACGGCUUUAGUUUUCAUCAACCCGCUUGUAAAUCCAAUCGUUUAUAUUUUUUUCAAUAAACAAUAUAGACAAUACCUCGUCUCAAAGUUAUGCAGUUGUUGUUUAAAGAAAAAUGACGUAACACCAAUGACGAAUGUUACCACGAACACAAAUAGUGAAACGGUGUAAC
Messenger RNA from Owenia fusiformis, 933 nucleotides. Lineage: Eukaryota; Metazoa; Annelida; Polychaeta; Sabellida; Oweniidae. The record is from the annotation of a GenBank genome assembly.